Desarmillaria tabescens is the source of this 672-nucleotide messenger RNA. RefSeq lists its product as uncharacterized. NCBI's taxonomy places the organism in Eukaryota, Fungi, Basidiomycota, Agaricomycetes, Agaricales, Physalacriaceae. The transcript is spliced from 6 exons. The record is from RefSeq and is a predicted model, not a curated record. The coding region runs from base 58 to 672 and encodes 204 amino acids.
GCAGGAUCUUCUAUCCGGAAGAGUUGACGAGAGAAUGAACCCGUGACAUAAAGGAUCAUGUUAAUAGGCGUGAUGGUGGUAGGAUACAAGCUUUCGACUAAGAGUAGUUCCUCCUUGGAAAAGGAGAUGGAUGUUUGUGGGCCGGAGGGUCCCCAAGUUCUGCAAUCCGAAAACAAGUUCGUGUGGAGAUGGAUGGAAAACUCGAUUCUCGAAGCAGAGCGCAAAGUUCCCUUUGACCUUGGCUCCUUGAGGAUGGCGAAGCCGCUGGAAGACAGAUCGGGGGACGACGACGAGAGAAAUUUAUCCCACGAUGCUGGCAUUGAAUGCAAGAGAAGGAAGGUGAUUCUCGAGGAUGGCGGAACACUCGUCCGUGGGGGUUCAGAGCGAAAAGCCAGGGUGCAGGAACAUCGAGUUCGGGCUUGGUGCUUGUUCCCUCUCAAGAAAUAUCUAGAGAACGAGAUGAGAAUUAGUGUCCAGCUGAAAAUAGAAGAGAGCGUAGGUCAAAAUGUCCGUCACAGCUAUCCCGGCUACCAUCUUUCGACCUUUGUACCUUCGGGGGAUACAUGCGGGGAUAUUGACGAGCUAGCUUGCAGUGCUGGUAUCUGCUGGCCUUCGAUUCACCGCUUCCGGAAAGGCUAUGUGUGUUUCACCGCUGCCUAUGGAGGAGGCUGA